AGGAAAUAAGUAAAUAACUUAAAUUACAACAUUCUAUACAAGAUACAACUGAACUGACUACUGACAACUCAGUAUUAAAUAAUCACGUCUAUUCACGAUAAAAUGUUAUUUUAUUUCUAUAUUACUACUUAAUAGUUCGUUACCUUUUACAAAAACGGUGCCUACAGCUCUCUAACUAUUAACUCUAAUAGUGUAAUAUUAAAAAUAUUAUGAUGUUACUUUAAAUUUUCUUGUAUUAUACUUAAACCUGAAGUUCGUACAACUAAUUCUUUCUUCAAGGUGUGACAGUAAGCUAUAAUAAAACAUGAAAUCCUUAUUAUGUGUGUCACUUACAUUUGUGAUUUGUAUGGUAAACUAUGCUGUUAGUCCUCCGCCAGCAUAUAUUUCUAGCACUAGACCAACAGUUCGUUUAUCUGACCAAGAAUUUGAACAUAUAAUAAAGGAUGAACAAGAUCAGACCCAAAAGAGUCAUCAACCACCACCUGAUGAAAAAACAUUAGUUGAUUUAGGUAUUGAAUACAAUCGUUAUUUAAAAGAAGUUGUGGAGACCUUAGAAAAAGAUGAUGCAUUCAGAAAAAAACUCGAAACUGCCAAUGAAGCAGAUAUUAGGACUGGUAAAAUUGCUGAUGAAUUAGAAUAUGUAGGACAUCAUAUUCGAUCAAAAUUAGAUGAACUUAAACGCCAGGAACUAAAUAGACUUCGUGAUAUCGCAAGAAAAGCUUAUAGUGAUUCUUCUGAUCCAGGACAUGUUGAUCACCAAAAUCCACACAGUUUUGAAAAAGCCGAUCUUCUAAAACUUAUACAACAGGUUGCUAAAGAUCUAGCAGAUGCUGAUUUGAAACGUAAACAAAUGUUUAAAGAAUAUGAAAUGCAGAAACAUUUUGAAAGAGAACAAAAAUUGAAACAAAUGACAGAUGAAGAACGUCAAAAAUUUUUAUCGGAAGAAACAAAAUUAGAAUCCGAAAGAGAAGUCAAGCAUAAACUUGAUCCAAUUCAUCACCCAGGAAGCAAAAAACAACUUGAAGAAGUUUGGGAAAAACAAGAUGAAAUGGAAGGAGAAAAUUUUAAUCCUCGUACAUUUUUUGCAAUGCAUGACAUUGAUGGUAAUGGAUUUUGGGAUGAAGAUGAAUUAAAAGCAUUAUUUGUACGGGAGCUAGAUAAGCUUUAUCAACAAGGUAUGGCAAAAUCAGAUCUAAUGGAAAAAGCUGAAGAAAUGGAACGUAUGCGUGAACAUGUAUUUAAUGAAGUUGAUUUAAAUCGAGAUAGACUAAUCAGCUGGGAAGAAUUUAAGCGUAUGUCUGAACAACCAGAUUUUGAAAAAGAUGAAGGAUGGAAAACCAUUGAUCAAAAUGAAAUUUACACUAAUGAAGAGCUUAAACAAUUUGAACAUCAGAGACAACAACAAAUUGAUCAAAUGAUACAAAAUGGACAAAUUCCACAAUAUCCACCAGAAUAUUAUCAACAUCACCCAGAUAUUCCAAAACCUGUCCUGAAUCAUGGACCAUCUUAUCAAGUAAAUCCUAAUUAUCAACCUCAACAAAUGGGAUAUCCUCAAGAGCCAUAUAUGGGUCAACCACAAAAUAAUCAAUUUGCCUAUCAACAACAAAUGAACCAACAGCAUCAACAAUUCCAGCAACAGCACCCACAAAAUCAACAGCAGCUUCCACAACAACAGUUACCUCAAUAUCAGCAACCACAAUAUCAGCAGUCACAAAAUCAGCAGCCACAGCAAAAACAACAACAGCCACAACAAAAUCAACAGCAGCAGCCACAACAACCAAAACAGACUAUUUCUCAAAAUGCAGUUCCUCAGCAACCAGCUCAAACAGAACAAAAAUCUAAAGAUCCUCAACUACAACAGCCACAAGGCCAAUUACCACCUCUUCAAAAUUAUGCUCCAGAACAACAACAGUACCAAGCUGUAAAUAGUGAUUCCAUAAAUAAGCAAAAUAUUGGUCGAUUAAAUGAUGUGAAUUCAAAUAAAAUUGAAAAGAACCAAAAGGAAAAUUUUGGGAAAACAAGUCAUUUGAAUAAAAACUUAUGAAUACAUUUUGAAUGAAUUGUCAAAAAACUUUAUAUUUCUAUAUAGAUUCCAUUUUA
This is a messenger RNA of Melanaphis sacchari, 2100 nucleotides long. Its product is annotated as nucleobindin-2-like. NCBI's taxonomy places the organism in Eukaryota, Metazoa, Arthropoda, Insecta, Hemiptera, Aphididae. Bases 305 to 2044 code for a protein of 579 amino acids. Gene Ontology annotation, molecular function: calcium ion binding. The record is from RefSeq and is a predicted model, not a curated record. The transcript is spliced from 9 exons. Gene Ontology annotation, cellular component: extracellular exosome; endoplasmic reticulum-Golgi intermediate compartment.